AUGGGGAUUUAUAGCUGCAACGCAGUUUUGAGCUUCGGCUUGAAAUUCCCAUUUGUUAUUGGAAGCCAUAAGCUAUACCGUCGCAUGUUUAGACAAAACCCAUUAGCUGUAGAAUCCGGUCACAAUAGGCGUUUUGGUUGCAAAUGUAGUGCGGGUAUGAUGAUUGGUAAGGUUAUAGAGAAGGAAGGAGUAGAGGAAGAUGAAAUCCCUAGGUUUAAUUGGGUUGAUGUUGAUCUGAAUCUGACCGAAGAACAAGAUGAGGCACUAACUCGGAUUCCUAUUAAGAUGUCCAAACGUUGUCAAGCGCUUAUGAGGCAGAUUGUUUACUUCUCCAGCGAAAAUGGUAGUUUUUGUGAUCUGUUGAGUGUUUGGGUUAGGAGAAUGAACCCCAUUAGAGCUGACUGGCUUUCUAUUCUUAAAGAGUUGAAGAAUCUUGAGUCUCCCUUUUAUAUCAAGGUGGCUGAAUUUUCUCUGCUUGAGGAUUCCUUUGAAGCGAAUGCCCGUGAUUAUACCAAGAUCAUCCAUUACUAUGGGAAGCUAAACCAAGUAGAAGACGCUGAAAGAACGCUUCUUGCCAUGAAAAAUCGAGGCUUUCUCAUUGAUCAAGUGACCCUAACAGCAAUGGUUCAGUUGUACAGCAAGGCAGGCUAUCACAAACUGGCUGAAGAAACUUUUGACGAGAUCAAAUUGCUUGGGGAACCACUAGACAAUCGAUCAUAUGGUUCAAUAAUUAUGGCUUACAUCAGAGCUGGCUCGCCCGCGAAAGGAGAGGCGUUACUCAGAGAAAUGGACUCCCAAGAAAUCUGUGCGGGAAGAGAGGUUUACAAGGCAUUGUUGAGAGCCUACUCAAUGGGUGGAGACACGGAAGGAGCCAAGCGAGUUUUUGAUGCAGUUCAAAUCGCAGGGAUUACUCCUGAUGUAAAGCUAUGUGGACUGCUCAUAAACGCAUACAGUGUCUCGGGUCAGAGCCAGAAUGCGCGUUUGGCGUUUGAGAAUAUGAGAAAAGCAGGUAUCAAAGCUACCGAUAAGUGUGUGGCUCUUGUAUUGGCUGCAUAUGAAAAGGAAGAAAAGCUAAACGAAGCAUUAGGGUUCUUGGUUGAGCUUGAGAAAGACUCUAUAAUGGUUGGGAAAGAAGCUUCCGCUGUGUUGGCUGGGUGGUUUAAAAAGCUUGGUGUUGUUGGACAAGUUGAAUUAGUUCUGAGGGAUUUUUCAUCUAGCGAGUCUCAAACCCUCUGA
Molecule: messenger RNA, 1236 nt
Organism: Arabis nemorensis
Lineage: Eukaryota; Viridiplantae; Streptophyta; Magnoliopsida; Brassicales; Brassicaceae
Source: the annotation of a GenBank genome assembly